Molecule: messenger RNA, 1994 nt
Organism: Thalassophryne amazonica
Lineage: Eukaryota; Metazoa; Chordata; Actinopteri; Batrachoidiformes; Batrachoididae
Gene: slc30a6
Product: solute carrier family 30 member 6
Exons: 15
Coding region: 1-1716 (571 amino acids)
Biological process (GO): monoatomic cation transport; transmembrane transport
Cellular component (GO): membrane
Molecular function (GO): monoatomic cation transmembrane transporter activity
Source: RefSeq, a predicted model, not a curated record
AUGUCCACGUCUUCGUCGGGUUUGUCUUACCACAGUGACGGGGACUUUUACCCGAGAAAGUUCGGCCCGAAGCCGGACGUGGUUCCGUCCGGGGUGACUGAGAGGAAGCUGGUGUCGCUGGAUAAACCGGACAUGGUGUCGGUUCAUGUCAUUAACGUCCAUGAUUCAGAUGUCCCUGUGCACAGAAAGAAGCAUGACACUUACAUCUUGGGGACCAUCCAGCCCUUCAGGAAAACACACAGAUCCAUAUUUGGGAAGCUCCUGCAGGAAUUCCGACUUGUGGCGUCGGAUAGACGGUCAUGGAGGAUCCUUCUGUUUGGCGCUCUGAACCUGCUGUGCACCGGCUGUCUGCUGAUGUGGUGCAGCUCCACCAACAGCAUGGCUUUGACUGCUUACACCUACCUGACCAUCUUUGACCUCUUUGGUUUGAUCACCUGUCUCAUCAGUUCCUGGGUAACCAUGAAGAAGCCCAGUCAGGUCUACUCCUUCGGGUUUGAAAGACUGGAGGUUUUGGCUGUUUUUGCCUCCACUGUUCUGGUCCAACUUGGGUCCAUGUUCAUCCUCAAAGAGAGUGCGGAGCGCUUCAUGGAGCAGCCUGAGGUUCACACUGGACGUCUGUUGGUUGGGACAUUUGUCGCUUUGUUCUUUAACCUGUUGACGCUGCUGUCUGUCAGGAACAAACCGUUUGCCUACGUGUCAGAAGCCGCCAGCAGCAGUUGGCUUCAGGAACACGUGGCAGAUCUGAGCCGCAGUUUGUGUGGCAUUAUUCCAGGUCUCAGCAGCGUCCUGCUGCCCAGGAUGAACCCGUUUGUCCUGAUCAACAUGGCUGGAGCGCUCUCCCUCAGCGCCACGUACAUGCUCAUCGAGAUCAAUAAUUAUAACGCCGUGGACACGGCCUCAGCAGUCGCCAUUGCACUCAUGAUCUUUGGCACCAUGUAUCCAAUGAGCGUCUACAGCGGCAAAGUGCUGCUGCAGACCACACCCUCCCACGUCAUUGGCCAGCUGGACAAACUCCUCAGAGAGGUGUCCACUCUGGACGGCGUGCUGGAGGUUCGUAACGAGCACUUCUGGAUCGUCGGCUUCGGAUCUCUGGCUGGCUCCGCCCACGUUCGUAUUCGCCGCGAUGCCAACGAACAGCUGGUUCUGGCUCACGUCACGAACCGUUUGAUGCCGCUCGUUUCCACACUGACUGUGCAGAUCUUCAAAGACGACUGGACCCGGCCCUUCCUCACGGGGGCGCUCUCCUCCUACUCCUCUGCCCCUCUAGGCCUCCUUGAAGGCUACGUCCCCGUUUCUUCCUCCACCGUCCCUCCCGUGCUGUCCACUGUGGAAGACCUGGACCCGCUGACCUCCACGCCCUCCAAACCAAGCAGCCCUCCUCCUGAGUUUUCUUUCAACACACCUGGAAGGAAUCUGCAGCCGGUGGUUCUCCCCGCCCCUGGGCACCACACCCACAGGCCCUAUGGCGGCGUGGGACUGGCAUAUGGCCCGUCUGUUUCCACGGGGAUGCUGGGUCAGGGUCUGGUCCCGCCUGGUGGUGGGCUGGGACUCGGUGUGCAGGGUCUAGGGACUAGAAGUGGGACUGGGUUUGCGCUGGGUGUGGCUCCCUCCUCUCAGACCUACAGAACUGCCUUUGGAGGGUCAACGGUGCCGCUCCAGUUUGGAUCCAGCGCUCCUCUGACGUCACAGUUACAGUCCAGACAGUACCGACCCUGAUCAGGGGAUCCAGCUGGAACUGGUUCAUUAUGGAUACUUAGACACGAUGUCGUAAACCCGUCAAACGGACCAUUUCUCAGCUGUCAGUCCACAGACUGGAAACAUAUUCGUCAGAUUGAUUCGAAACUUCGGCGUUAAAUGUGGUCAUUAGGAAACGAGCGACUUUGGAACGGUAUUUAUUCAGAUGUCAACUUGUUUGUUUACAUACGCAGAUGUUGGGAAAAGGUUUUCCAAACGCGCACUCAUGUUAUCAAUAAAGGGAGAGAAGGUUAUGGGCG